AAAAAAAGUAAAAGGGACCGCAUUUUAUCUAAAUUAUGUUUUAAAACACUUGCCCGACUAUUUAUGCCUGCAUUAAGCUUUGGUUUUGGACUUUAGGCAGCCUCGUGCGCUGUGGUAGCUGCAAUCUAAAAGUGGUUUUAAAUUAGCCAGUGUUGACACUCGAGUAUUCUUUCACCUUUCUUUGUGGCUACCUCUAUGGAUUUGACUUUGGGAAAGUAUGUAUGCCACUUCUUUACGAAAACAUAAUAUAUGACCUGUUUGGAUUACCGUACUUUAAAGAAAGCACAUUGAUAGGUAGACGUCUUGGUUUUUAAUGGCAACGACAUCUGACAUUGGAACCCUUUGACCUUGUGCUUCCAACCACCCUAAAGAUCUGACAUUAAAUUAUUCCGUCCCAAAGUCUUUCAAGAGGGUCUCAACGACCUCUCCUAGAUCAAAGGUCCUAUAAUGGAGACCAAGUACACAUUAGCUAUGCCUGAAGGCACCCCUGCUCAGAGAGACCUCGGGGCCAGAAGGGAAAUAAAUGAAAACACCAUUGAUUCUGAUGCCUUUCAACACAGAUACGAUGCUGCAUAUAUUGGCCUGCGCUUACCCAAGCGACCACGUCGACCACACAAAUCAAAGCGUCAUCAUGGAGAUAAGUCGUCUGCACCAACAUUGGCACAAUCAGAGUCCUUCUCACCAGAAACUUUGCAGAUACAAUUAGUCACAGCCAGUCUUACUCCCAGUGAACAAAUCCAAGCUUUAUUAAGUGAGGCAGAAGACCAAGCUCAUUCCUCCCACGAUGUCUUCUGUGAGAUGGACGUCCUGUAUAAAGUUGGAGAUGCCUACCAAUGGAAAGAGACAGCCAGAUGGGUAAAAUAUGAAGAAGAUGUUGAAGAAGGUGGCAUGAGAUGGUCCAAGCCUCAUGUAGCAUCAUUAUCUUUACAUUCCUUGUUCGAGUUAAGAAGUAGUUUGACCACUGGGGCCUGCAUGCUGGAGAUGGAUGCCAACAACAUUCAACAGGUGGCAGAUCUUUUGAUUGACAAUCUAAUUAGCCAGAAACAGCUAGAGGAAUCUGUGAGAGAUCAAGUGAGGUCAGCCAUUUGCUCUCAGCAUUGGUUCCAGCACCAAAAGGCUCGCAGGAAAGUCUCCAUCACCCCAGAAAUGGAUGGUGGCCAGGCUAUUUUCAGAAAGCUGUCCAUGAAGAGAACAUUCUCAGAAAUUGGCAGGACACUUUCAAUGAGAUCUAAAAAUGAUGCAUUAAACAUGGCCAGGCUUCGAGCUAAUCCCAACAGCCAGCCUAACCUGGAGAUGAUGAAUGGAGAUCUUUCUGAAUCACCAUCUUCUACCAGAAUCAACAGACAAAACAGUCUUUUGGCUAAGUUGAAUGAACAUUUUAUGAGAAAGAUUCCUGCUGGCGCAGAGGCAGCUAACAUUAUGGUUGGUGAACUUGAUUGUCUCAACUAUCAAGUGGUGGCUUUUAUACGACUGUGUGAAGGUAGAAAUAUAGGGGACAUCACUGAAGUGCCUAUUCCCUCCAGGUUUAUGUUUAUUCUCUUUGGUCCACCUGGAAGUCAACAGAAGAAUGUGGAAAUUGGCAGGUCCAUGUCAACCAUCAUGGUGGAUGAGGUGUUCAGGGAAGUUGCUUACAAAGCUAAAAACAGACAAGACAUUCUAGCAGGUGUGGAUGAGUUUUUGGACCAGGUGACAGCCCUACCUCCUGGAGAAUGGGACCCCAAAAUCAGGAUAGAACCUCCACAAAGUGUCCCCUCCCAGGCACCACGUAGGAUUCCAAAACCACAGAUCAUGGAUGACGAAGAGGAGGAAGAAGAGUCUCACUGUGAUCCCACACUUCAGAGAACUGGAAGGUUGUUUGGAGGUUUGAUAGCAGACAUCAAAAGAAAGCUUCCCUGGUAUCCAAGUGAUUUUAAAGACUGUCUUCACAUCCAGUGUGUUGCAUCUGUCAUUUUUCUCUACCUGGCUACCUUGACCCCUAAUGUCACAUUUGGUGGUCUCUUGGGCCAAGCUACCGAGCAGUACAUGGGAACAAUGGAAUGUAUUCUGACUGCUGCUAUAACUGGAAUUCUGUAUGCACUGUUUUCUGGCCAGCCUUUGAAUAUACUGGGAAGUACUGGACCCAUGCUGAUAUUGGAAAUGAUCUUGUUUAACUUCUGCAAGGAGCAAGAGUUGGAUUUCCUUCCCUUCAGAGCCUGGAUAGGUCUUUGGACUGCUUUUUUGCUGUUGGUGGUUGUAGCCUUUGACCUUUCUGCUUUAGUCAGAUACAUUACCAGAUUUACAGAAGAGAGUUUUGCCAGUUUGAUUGCUGUCAUCUUUAUUGUGGAGGCUUUCAAGAAGACACUUGAUAUUCUUCAGGACGCACCAGUAAAUUUCAAUCCUGAUGCCCCACUGAACUACACAUGCGAGUGUUUUUCCCCAAACACUUCAGAUGUGCUGGUAAAUGCAACAGGCAUGGAUUUCUCAAAUAUCACAAGCUUGAACAACACCAUCUUCAGAUUUGUUUUUGGUAACAUCUCAGAUGUCAUCCCUUUCUUCACCAAUGAGUCAUAUGAGUGGCUAAAUAUGUCAACUUCGACCUUCAACUGGACAGCCAUGAGCAAAAAGAACUGCUCUGAAUAUGGAGGAAACUUUGUUGAUGUUGGUUGCAAUACUCCUCACUAUGAGCCUGACGCCUUCUUCCUUUCAGUGUUGCUAUUUUUAGGCACAUACGUUAUUGCCUCUAUGUUGACCAAUGCCAAGACCAGUGCCUUCUUCCCCACAUUUGUACGACAAACUCUGAGUGACUUUGCUGUCCUUAUUGCCAUCAUCAGCAUGGUUGUUGUUGAUAUCUGCAUUGGAAUCAAAACACCGAAAUUAAAUGUGCCAACAGAGUUCAAGCCAAGCAAUGAUGCUAGAGGCUGGUUUAUCAACCCUUUCUCUGACAAGAACCCAGUCUGGUUAAUUUUUGCUGCAAUAAUCCCUGCACUCCUGGCUGUCAUCUUGAUCUUUAUGGACCAACAGAUCACAGCAGUCAUUGUUAACAGAAAAGAGAAUAAACUGGUGAAAGGUAGUGGCUACCAUCUUGAUAUGUUUGUUGUGGCUAUCUGCAUUGUUUUAUGUUCCUUGUUGGGCUUGCCUUGGUACGUGGCCGCCACUGUCUCAGCCUUAGCCCAUGUCAUGAGUUUAAGGAAAGAGUCUGAGUGUACUGCCCCUGGAGAGAGACCAGUGUUCUUAGGAGUCAGAGAGCAGAGAGUGACGGCUCUUUUGGUUGGUAUCCUAAGUGGUGCCUCUGUCUUGUUUACUGGUGUCUUGCAAUACAUUCCAAUGGCUGUUUUGUAUGGUGUCUUCCUGUACAUGGGUAUUGCAGCUUUGAAGGGAAUGCAGUUUAUCGACAGAAUCUUGCUGUUCUUUAAACCAGCCAAGUACCAGCCUGACUACAUCUAUCUCAGACAUGUCCCUAUCAACCGAGUCCACAUCUUCACUUUCAUUCAGAUCAUAUGUCUGGGAGUGCUGUGUGCCAUCAAGUCGAUCAAAGCUGUCUCCAUUGUCUUCCCUGUCAUGGUUCUUGGAACUUGUUUUGUGCGCAAAGCCAUGGACUACAUCUUCACACAGAGAGAACUUAAGUGGCUGGAUGAUUUGAUGCCUGAGGCUACCAGGAAGGCUAAAGAGGAUGAAAAGAAGAAGAAAUUAGCAGAGCAGGCAGAUCAAGAAGAGGAAGAGGACUCUGAUGUUGUCCACGAUGAGCACUUCGACAAACUGAUGGAGAUCAAAGUUGACAGAAUGGGAGAGAACAAGAGCUACAACAGGCCUAUCAAUAUCAGACGCUCGUCACUUGAUACGGAUCGUGUCAACAUCAGCGAGGAGAUGGCAAAGACGGGUAUCUGGAUGCAGUUGAGGAGAGAUUCCAAGAAUAUGGUGGUUGAAGCUGAGGAAUUGAAUAAUAGGCAUCACAAGAAAAAGCGCCAUGACAAAUCUAAUGGCAGAGAGCGCAGGACCAGCAAGACACGAUACAAUGAUGAGAUGGUGCCCCUGAAUGAGACCAAGGAUGAUACCCCCAUCAUUGAUACCAACGGAGGGGCUCCACCAACAUUCUACAUGGGGGAAGAGGAUGAAGACCAUAAAGUCUAAUCUAUUCUUCCAUUCAACAGAAUUGUUUUAUUUUUUUAAAGAUGUAAAAGUGAACUGUUGUCAUGCCUAAGAGACAGCUUAUUCCUUAAAAAUAGUACUUUGUUUGUUACAUUGGCCUUAAUCCUGUAAGUAAAAAUCAUUAAAAAUGUUGUUGUAAUGUUUUUGUGUCAAUAUGCUUUGAUAUAAAACUGUUUUGUGUAUAUUGAGAUCUGUUUUAGCACAAAAACUGGUCGUUUGGACAUAUUUUAAUUAAUUGCAAUAAAGAAAAAAAAAAUCUAAUAACUUUUCCUAAAGAUUGAAGCUGUAUUAGGCAGAAUUGAAAGACAGUCUUGAAAUAUAUGUGAUUAGAUUUGAAUAGUCACAAGUCCUUUCAGUUGUCUGUUAGGACUACUAAUACACUUUUAUAAAAGAUACAAACUUAUUUUGAUGUUUAAGUUUGUCUGAGUUUCUAGUUCAAUAUUACUUUAAAGAGAAUAAAGUAAUUUUACCUGAUUAGUGAUUAUUGCUAUCAAUCUAACAUGUACAGGUUAAACACUGUAACUCCUUUAACGUGAGAAGGAAAUGUAUACAUUAAAUAAUUUUACCACUUACCAGUGUGGUAAUAGGAUAACCAAAGAGUUUUAGAAAAUGCUGUGGUUUUAAUUUAAGUGUUUUUUUAAAGUAGUGUUAUAUACAAUUUGUUAAAAUGUUUACAGUUUAUAGAGCAUAAUUAUUAUAUACACAAAUUUUAAAAUUAUAAUAUGUAAUUAAUGGCAACAGAAAAUACUGAGCUUCUUUUAUCACUUUUUUUUUAAUUUAACAAUUUAUCUGUCAAUCAAUGCUGAUUUAUAUUUUGUCUUGAAAGCAUUUUGUAUAUUAUAAAUUUAAUUUUUAAAAAUGUAAAACUAUUUUUAAAAGUAAUCAUCAAUUGCAAGGAAACAACUGUUUAUAAUAUUUAUACAUAUUUCAGUUUUUAAAUAUUCAAUUUUAUUGACAUUUAUUAAAUGCUUCACUGAUUAGGAAUUUUAAGUCUUCAUCUUUUUUUUCUCUAUAUUCUAAGGGACCAGAUGCAUUCAUUGCAUAUUUAUAUAUUUAAUCAUAAUAAAGAACAUAGUAUAUCCUUCAUGAGGCUCAGACUUCAUUAAUUGACACAGGCAUAUAUUCAUCUUGCAUAAUUAUUUGAUUUUUAAGUUUUGUAAAUAUAUUAAGUUAACAAUCAUACAGCUAUAUUGUUAAUCUAAUACCCAACUACACAUGACACAUUUCUGGAUUUUAAUAGAUGACUUUUAUGGUUCAUUUUUUAAUAAUAAAUAUUUUUUUUGUUUUGAUUUAUAUAUAACCGAAACACAAACAUUAUUUGUUGCAUUUAUUUUGUUCAGUGGUUAUUUCAUGGUUCGUUAUAUUCCAAAUAAGUUUAACUCUUUGUCUCCCUAGUUAUUUUCCACGUCUCAGCAGAAUUCUUCAUUUUGCUCAGUAGUAUUUCACUUCCUUUUUUUGAUUAAUAACAUUUUCGUUUGUUAUCAGAAAAUGUUGUAUUUGGUAUAGAAUUAAAGGGGACUGCAUCCUCUUUCUACAUAAGACAAAGAAAAGUUUAUAAAAUCAAACAUUAAUUUGAUUUAAUAAGUUUAAAUCAACAAUGCUAUCGUCAAUUAGGAGAGUAAGAGCUAAUAAGUGUUAAAUAUGUUCAACGGUAGCAGGUUGAUGUUAAGGUUUGAUAUGCCACUGUAAAAGAAUUGGUCACAGUAAUGAUUAUCUUUACUUUCUCUUUAGCCUUACGUGACUUAAUGAAAAACUUUCCACCUCCUGUUUCUAUAAGAAAUAUGUUUUCUUAACAUACCUCGAAAUGGCCUUUGCUUUGUAACCUAAUCAGCUUCAGUGUGACUUGUAAUUUCUUGUCAUGAAAGAAUGGAGAAAAACUGUUGACGGAUCAUGUGUGGUGCCCCUGCAGUUCAACAGAUAGGUGAAGGUGUGAGUGAACAAAACAAUUGUCAACAAUUCAGAUAAACCAAGCAUUUUUUAAACUUGAGUCUAAUACAAAGUGUGCCUUAUAAAAACAUUGUUAAUUGUUUAUAUACAGAGCUUAUGUUCGGUCAGUAAAUUAUAUAUUUGUGAAUAGAUUACUUGUUAACAUGAUUUGUACUGAUUUUGUAUUGGCAAAUAAGAUAAAUGCUUAGUACCUAUUUUUUAACCAAGAUUUAGUUCUUUAAAGUGGAAUCUCAUUGCAUAUUUGUAAGGGGCAAAUUUUUCUUGCUAAUUUUUUUCUAGGGUGAAUUUGGUUUUAUUAGGAAUUGAUUUAUUGAGUUGAUGCAAUUCAAUAAGUUGAUUUGAUUAGCUUCAAUAUCUUGAUUUUGGCUCAUCAAAGCUGAUUUGAUUUGAUUCAAUGAGUUAUUAAUGUAUGCCUAUGGUAUAUUUAUUUGUUAAACGACUCCAUUCUACUCAGAAAAUGACAUCAAGCUAUCCACGCGCAAAGCUUUGUAGCACAAUAUUGAGGAAUAAAUGGCAUUAAUCAUAUGAAAAUUUUUUAUCAGAUCAGCCUCAACAUUUGAGCUAUCCUAAGACGUCAUUUUCCCAUAUGACAAAAAGGAAUAUUUAUAACAUAACAUAUAUUAUAUUUAUACAUCAAUCAUUUUUUAAUAUUUGAAUAGGAUGGAAUAAUAGAUAUGUUAACGUUAAAUUAAUAUAUGAAAUUGAUAUAUAAUGUAAAACUAAUAUAUAAAGUUAUGUACAUCAUUAUCCAAGGUGUGACCACCUUUAAUCACUGUGGUUCUGAAUUCUAACCUUGCACUCCCAUCGAAUCGAAAGUGAUAAUCUUCAUUUCUGUUGGAAUGUCCGAAGCUUAUACAGCCAGACAAUAACACAAUUUCAAUUAGUGCCUGUAUUUUCUAUAAGUAAUGUUAUGUUCAAUAUAAAAAGUCAUGUGUGGGGCUCUUACAGUUCUGUGGUACUACAUUGUUAGAAUGAACUUUUACAAAGCAUUUAAGACUAAGAUAUCUAAAUUCAAUAACCAUUGAUGAAUUAAUUCUUAGGCCCUUUUGCAAAUGUAAAUUGUAUUUAAAAAAAAUUUUUUUCUAAAUAGAUAACUUGCAAAACUUUUCGCACAAACAUUUCUAAUAAAAAAAAAUUUAUUGAAUGUUUAUUUCCAGUAAAAAUCAAUUAUAUACAUAUAUUUAUAUUAGCUUUAAAAAAAAUAUUAUAUGCAGAGCUGCCUGAUUUGGAAACAACUGCACAGUUAUAUUAUCUAUUGUUUUAUUCAUCAUUUAUAUUUAUAAUAGCUUAAAAAACAUUUUAUAUUGUAGCAACAGAACAAAACUUUAAUUAAUUUAUUUUGUUGAGCUUUUUAGUUUCUUCUGUAAUUUAAAAAAAUUGAUCAUUAAAUGAAUACUUGCAAGUCUGUUUCUAAUAGAAAUGAAAAGAAUAUUUUGAAUUUAUGUUGAGCCUGGCAAGAUGAUGCUUAUUUAAGUUGAAACUAAAGGUUGUGCCCCCUAUUUGUACAGUUAAUUUUUUGUAUAUUUGUAUAUUUCAUUUUUUGAAAAUGUUUUUUUGUGUUGUUUUAUUUUGUUUUUGUUUUUUGAGUGAUUUUUUGGCUUAACUUGGUGACUAGUUUCUAUGUAAUAAUGAUAUAAAAUGAAUAAAUAUAAAUGUUAUUCAAAUAUUUAAAAAUACUUUUGAUUAGUAGCUUUUACAGAAUUUAACUGUUUUACUUCAGAUUUUUUUAGCUACAGAAUUUAACUCUUUUACUUCAGAUUUUUUAGCUACAGAAUUUAACUCUUUUACUUCAGAUUUUUUAUUUACAUUAUUUAGUUAUCCUGUAGUAAUAAGUUAUUUAGAAUAAUGCAAAUGUUUAGUUUUAUGCCAUUAGAGUUUCAUGUUGUGUCUCUUACAUUUCUGUGUCAUGUCCUGUAUACUUGACAUCCAUGAUUGAUGUCAUUUGUAGUCAUCUAUGACAUAUCAUUGAUCAUAUAUAUCACAUGUGUGAGUCAUUUAUCAUGUCUGUAUGUUCCAUUAAUGUUAAUGCUGGUACUUGUAAUAUACUCUAUUUUUAGAUUUUUUGAUAUUAUAUAUCAUAUAUUAACCAGGAGGACGCUGUAGCCUUGAAUUGUACAUAUAUUGUUAUUCUAUGGUGGAUAUUUAAACAGGCCAUUGUUGUUUUGUCAGUUACGUUUGUUCAUUUUUUUUUUAAACCAUGCUAUUCACCCCUAAAAAACAUUCAAUUGAAAAGUAAUAAUUCAAUAUUUUUGUCGAAUUCAGUCAGAAUAUCAGAAAAUAAAAUUGCAAUCAUGUUUAUUUUGUAUAGUAACUAAUUUUUUUUUUAUUUAAUCAGUUUACAAAAAAGGAAUAAAAUUAAUGGCAAUAAUUCAUGCUCAUGUAUUUUUAAUAGUGGAUUUUUAUUCAGAAAAAAGUUUUAAUUGUGUUAUCUUUGUUUCUAAAGAGCUUUAGCUCUAACAGUUUGAAGAGAAGUUAAGUAGAAAUACUGCAUCACUUUUGUUUUUUUGAAGAUGUUAGACAAAGACUCUUUAUUGAGAUGUUAAAUUAAUUUCCCUAGGUCAUUGGCACAAUGAUGACACUAGAAAACUAAUUAUAGAAUAGAAAACAAAUAAAGUUUCUAUUCUACCAAAGAAAAAAUCAUGAUGGUUGACAACCUAAAAAUUAAGUUUAUGAUAUCAGCAUAUUUUUUUAUUCCUUUGUGCAACUAAAAAAACAAAUCUCUUAACGCAGAAAGUUCAUCAAUUUCUAGCAUUAAGUUUUGUGAUUUUGAAGUGUUCCUAUAAUUUUAAGUAAAUCAGGACUUAGCAUAGAUUUAGGCUCAUGUACAUACCAAUAUUUGUACUCAUGUUAAUGAGCAAGAUUUUUUUUCCCUUCACCCAAACCAUUCCUUGACUGAUGAUUAUGUGAUUACUUGAUUAAUUUAUUACUCUGCUUAAUCUUCAUUCAAGAUAAAUGUAAUAAGUAAUAAACAUGAAAGUAAAAUACACUUUAAAUAUAUGUAUUUGAACAAACGACAUUCAAACUUUUGAUGUAAAUUUGGCCGUUAAUUUUUUUUUUAUUGCUUGUUUAAUUUUUUUUUUACUUUGAAAAGAAAAUUACAACCGGACACUCAAGUAUUAAAUAUGAGAUAUCUCUGCAUUUAUUGUAAUAUACAAUUCUAUCUACAAGGCAAUUUAAUUAAGAACAUGUCAAAUUCUGCCAUUAUUAUUUUUUAUUGAAAUAAAAACUCUGAAACUA
Biomphalaria glabrata is the source of this 9309-nucleotide messenger RNA. Its product is annotated as sodium bicarbonate cotransporter 3-like. The transcript has 28 exons. Gene Ontology annotation, biological process: bicarbonate transport; monoatomic anion transport; regulation of intracellular pH. Gene Ontology annotation, cellular component: plasma membrane. The coding region runs from base 448 to 4107 and encodes 1219 amino acids. Lineage: Eukaryota; Metazoa; Mollusca; Gastropoda; Planorbidae. Gene Ontology annotation, molecular function: sodium:bicarbonate symporter activity; solute:inorganic anion antiporter activity; monoatomic anion transmembrane transporter activity. The record is from RefSeq and is a predicted model, not a curated record.